Messenger RNA from Capsaspora owczarzaki ATCC 30864, 711 nucleotides. RefSeq lists its product as hypothetical. The annotation marks the transcript as partial. The transcript has 2 exons. NCBI's taxonomy places the organism in Eukaryota, Filasterea, Ministeriida, Capsasporidae. The record is from RefSeq and is a predicted model, not a curated record.
AUGAGCGAGCACGAAGAAAUCAAGUCGGUUGCUGAUCUGCUCAAGCGCCCCGCUGGCACACUGCUGCACGCCAAGCAGCACCUCGUGGAGAUUACUGCCACAACGACCGUCGUCGACACUCUCAAAGUGCUCGCGCGCCACAACAUUCUCGCCGUCCCCGUCUACGACGAGGAAAAGAAGGAAUACGUUGGCAUUGUUCACACGUUCGACCUGCUCGUGUACAUUUCCUUCGGCUUCUUCCAGGUGGAGGAGAAGGUGACGCCCGAGUCGCUGCAGGUGCACAUUGACAAGCUUCGCAACCUGCCUGCGCAAGAGCUCAUUGGCAUUGCCCAUCUGAGCAAGGCUGGAUGGUGGCACAACGGCUUGAACGUGUACGAGCCGACUCGCAGCAUUGCGGAGAUUCUCAGCCCGCUCGAGGGUGGACUGGAGCGCGUCCUUGUGCGCGCCACUCCGACUCACCGCCCUGAAGGCCCCUCGGACGAGAUGCACGAGGGCCACUACUCGGCUCUCCGCAUUCUUUCGCAGUCCGACGUGCUGCGCUUCAUUCUGACGCACCCCCGCGCCACCCAGGAGCUGACAAACAAGACGCUUGGGCAGCUGGGCCUGACCUCGAACUUUAACGAGUUCCAAAAGAUUGUCUCGGUGCGCGAGUCAGAGUCCGCACUCGAGGGCUUCCGCCACAUGUACACGCAGGGGGCGGACGCUGUCGCA